Glycine soja is the source of this 2074-nucleotide messenger RNA. RefSeq names its product L-ascorbate oxidase-like. Gene Ontology annotation, molecular function: oxidoreductase activity; copper ion binding. Lineage: Eukaryota; Viridiplantae; Streptophyta; Magnoliopsida; Fabales; Fabaceae. The transcript has 5 exons. Gene Ontology annotation, cellular component: extracellular region; plasmodesma. The record is from RefSeq and is a predicted model, not a curated record. The coding region runs from base 110 to 1834 and encodes 574 amino acids.
UUCUUUUAUACAUAAUUCUAUAUCUUUCAUGAUUUCCUUAAUUUGUUCACCAAUAGCUUCUUCUGCCAAUUGAGAAGGGUUUCUCCUGAUCAGAAAAAUUAACACAAUAAUGAGCUUGAAAGCUCUUUUUGUUUGGUGCAUAAUAUGGUUGGGUUUGGUAGAAUUGUCACUUGGAGGAAGAGUGAGACACUACAAGUUUGAUGUGGAGUACAUGAUCAGAAAGCCAGAUUGCUUGGAACACGUUGUGAUGGGAAUCAACGGCCAGUUUCCCGGCCCAACUAUUAGGGCUGAAGUUGGUGACAUUCUUGACAUUGCUCUCACCAACAAGCUUUUCAGUGAGGGAACUGUUGUUCACUGGCAUGGAAUCAGACAGGUUGGAACUCCUUGGGCAGAUGGAACUGCUUCCAUCUCACAGUGUGCUAUAAACCCAGGAGAAACUUAUCAUUACAGGUUUACAGUUGACCGGCCUGGUACAUAUUUCUAUCAUGGACACUAUGGUAUGCAAAGAGCAGCUGAGUUGUAUGGUUCAUUGAUAGUAGAUUUGCCAAAGGGACAAAACGAACCGUUUCAUUACGAUGGUGAAUUCAACCUUCUUCUUAGUGAUUUGUGGCACACAAGCUCACAUGAACAAGAAGUUGGUCUCUCUACAAAACCAUUAAAAUGGAUUGGUGAACCUCAGACUCCGCUCAUCAAUGGAAGAGGACAAUUCAAUUGUUCCCUUGCAUCUAAAUUCAUCAACACAACCCUACCCCAAUGCCAUCUUAAAGGUGAUGAAGAAUGUGCCCCUCAGAUUCUUGAUGUGGAGCCAAACAAGACCUAUAGAAUCAGGAUUGCCAGCACCACUUCCUUAGCUGCACUCAACUUAGCUAUUUCGAAUCACAAACUUGUUGUGGUUGAAGUUGAUGGAAACUACGUUACACCAUUUGCGGUUGAUGACAUGGACAUCUACUCUGGUGAGAGCUACUCAGUGCUCCUUCACACAAACCAAAAUCCAAACAAAAAUUAUUGGCUUUCAAUUGGGGUUAGAGGAAGAAAGCCUAAAACCCCACAAGGCUUGGCCAUUCUAAACUAUAAGACCAUUUCUGCCUUAAUUUUUCCAACUUCUCCACCACCCAUCACACCCCUUUGGAAUGAUUUUGAGCAUAGCAAAGCCUUCACCAAAAAAAUCAUUGCCAAAAUGGGAACCCCACAACCUCCGGAGCAUUCAGACCGCACAAUACUCCUCCUCAACACCCAAAAUCGAGUUGAUGGGUUUACCAAAUGGUCCAUUAAUAAUGUAUCCUUAACAUUGCCACCCACCCCUUACUUGGGCUCAAUCAAGUUCAAAAUAAACAAUGCCUUUGACCAAACGCCCCCACCUGUGACCUUCCAACAAGAUUAUCACAUUUUUAACCCUCCUGUGAACCCAAAUGCAACAAUUGGCAAUGGGGUGUACAUGUUCAAUCUUAAUGAAGUCGUUGAUGUGAUAUUGCAAAAUGCGAACCAAUUAAUUGGGAAUGGUAGUGAGAUUCACCCUUGGCACUUGCAUGGACAUGACUUUUGGGUUUUGGGGUAUGGAGAAGGGAAAUUCAAAUCGGGUGAUGUGAAGAAAUUCAAUUUCACACAAGCACCCUUAAGGAACACCGCAGUGAUAUUUCCAUAUGGUUGGACUGCAUUGAGGUUUAAGGCCGAUAACCCAGGAGUUUGGGCCUUCCAUUGUCACAUUGAGCCUCAUUUGCACAUGGGAAUGGGUGUGGUUUUUGCUGAGGGUGUUCACAAAGUUGGAAAAAUCCCAAGAGAAGCACUAACUUGUGGUCUUACAGGAAAGAAGCUAAUAGAAAACGGACGCUACUAAAACUAGCUUGCCACACUAUUGAUGCUUAAUAGGCCUUAAGUUGCCAAGUGUAUGUUUCCUUUGUCCUCUUUCUCAAUUCUGUUUGUGGGGUUUGUUUUGUACUAUUUUCUCUUGUAGAAUUGGACCUAUUAUCUUAUAGGGUAGUCAUGUCUUCUCCUUUAAGGUAAUUUAUUUAUUUUAUUGCAUUCUUGUGUAACUCAUUAAUUUAAUUUUGAGAAAUGUGUUAAGAGAAGGAUUGAA